Molecule: messenger RNA, 2186 nt
Organism: Hyla sarda
Lineage: Eukaryota; Metazoa; Chordata; Amphibia; Anura; Hylidae
Gene: PABPC1L
Product: poly(A) binding protein cytoplasmic 1 like
Exons: 16
Coding region: 259-2157 (632 amino acids)
Cellular component (GO): ribonucleoprotein complex
Molecular function (GO): RNA binding
Source: RefSeq, a predicted model, not a curated record
AGACCAAUGUGCAGUCACUACUUACAAUUAUGGAUUGAUCCAACAAACUGUCCCAACUGUCAGCUUAUUGUGGACCGAACCAAUGUACAGUCACCACCUACAAUAAUGGAUCGAUCCAACAUAGCAGCCCAUAAGCUGACUCGUGCUAUCCGGAAGGCUUCCCUAUAGGGUACUGUCUGUUCAGCCAACCCCGGGCAGUGAUUGGACGGUGAGUGGGCAUUUGCUGCAAGUACAACGUGUUACAGGAAGCAGUAGUAAAUGGAAGGCCUGGGACAGCAAACCAUGAAUGCAACAGGGGCGGGAUACCCACUGGCCUCGCUGUAUGUAGGUGAUCUGCAUGUAGAUGUAACAGAAGCAAUGUUGUAUGAAAAGUUUUCUCCAGCCGGCCCAAUAAUGUCCAUCAGAGUAUGCCGUGACAUCUCUACACGCCGGUCCCUUGGCUAUGCCUACAUCAAUUUCCAGCAACCAGCAGAUGCUGAGCGAGCUCUGGACACCAUGAAUUUUGAGGUCAUUAAAGGCCGGCCGAUCCGCAUCAUGUGGUCUCAGAGGGACCCUGGGCUUCGGAAAUCUGGUGUAGGAAAUGUGUUCAUCAAGAACCUAGAUGAGUCUAUCGACAACAAAGCUUUGUAUGAUACCUUCUCAGCAUUUGGGAACAUUUUAUCUUGUAAGGUGGUUUGUGAUGAAAAUGGAUCAAGGGGGUAUGGUUUUGUUCACUUCGAGACACAAGAAGCUGCUAAUCGGGCAAUCCAGACCAUGAAUGGCAUGCUACUCAAUGAUCGCAAAGUAUUUGUUGGCCAUUUUAAAUCGCGGAGGGAGAGAGAAAUGGAAUAUGGGGCAAAGGUCAUGGAAUUCACUAAUGUAUACAUAAAGAAUUUUGGUGAAGAUAUGGAUGACGUAAGGUUAAAGGAAAUCUUUUCUGCUUUUGGAAACACUUUAAGUGUAAAAGUAAUGAUGGAUAAUGGCGGACGCUCACGUGGAUUUGGCUUUGUUAAUUUUGGGAAUCAUGAAGAGGCGCAGAAGGCAGUUGCAGAAAUGAACGGCAAGGAGAUAAAUGGACGCAUGGUUUACGUUGGGAGAGCUCAGAAGAGGAUAGAGCGCCAGAGCGAACUGAAACGCAGGUUUGAACAGAUCAAACAGGAGCGAAUCAGUAGAUAUCAGGGUGUGAAUUUAUAUGUAAAAAACCUGGACGAUGGAAUUGAUGAUGAACGGCUAAGAAAGGAGUUUUCUCCAUAUGGGACCAUAACCAGUGCAAAGGUCAUGACGGAUGGAGGACACAGCAAAGGGUUUGGUUUUGUGUGUUUCUCCUCACCAGAAGAGGCCACCAAAGCAGUCACAGAGAUGAAUGGACGGAUAGUGAGCACAAAGCCUCUGUAUGUAGCACUUGCACAACGAAAGGAGGAAAGGAAGGCAAUUCUCACCAACCAAUACAUGCAGAGAUUAGCUACAAUGAGAACUCUGCCCGCUCAUAUGCUGGGAGGAUUCCAACAACAAAGCUACUUCUUACCUGCUGUGCCACAGCCACCAAACAGAGCCUAUUAUAAUCCAAGCCCUGUGGCGCCUGUACGUCCAACGCCUCACUGGACUACCCAGCAGGCCAGGCCUCCACAGUAUCAUCAACCUCCACCUAUAAUGCGGGCAGUGCCUCCAAGACGUGCUGCUUCUAACAUAAGUACAAUGAAGCAAGCUUCAACACAGGUGCCAAGGGUUGGUCCUCAGACCCAAAGAGUUGCAAAUAUAGGCACCCAGACGGCUGGUGCUCGGGCCCAGCUUAACCCAUCGGCUAUGCGCCCAGUGACACAGUACAAAUAUUCUAACUCUGUGCGGAAUGUGCAGCAAGUUGUGAACAACGUGCACUUACAGCAGGUAGUCAUGGAACCGGCCGUACUAAUGCAAGGACAGGAACCUCUCACUGCGUCCAUGUUAGCAGCCGCCCCACCACAAGAGCAAAAACAAAUGCUAGGUGAAAGGAUUUAUCCUCUAAUACACAGUAUGCACGCAGCACUUGCUGGGAAAAUAACUGGUAUGCUGCUGGAAAUAGACAACUCAGAGCUGUUACAUAUGCUGGAAUCUCCGGAGUCCCUUCAUUCAAAGGUUGAGGAAGCAGUCGCCGUCCUGCAAGCGCAUCAUGCUAAGGACACUACCCAUAAAAACAACUAACCAUCCCUCAUGCGAAAUGCUGCUGCCCA